Messenger RNA from Fonsecaea erecta, 1920 nucleotides. RefSeq lists its product as hypothetical. The transcript is spliced from 5 exons. Gene Ontology annotation, molecular function: myo-inositol:proton symporter activity. The coding region runs from base 1 to 1920 and encodes 639 amino acids. Gene Ontology annotation, biological process: transmembrane transport. Lineage: Eukaryota; Fungi; Ascomycota; Eurotiomycetes; Chaetothyriales; Herpotrichiellaceae. The record is from RefSeq and is a predicted model, not a curated record. Gene Ontology annotation, cellular component: membrane.
AUGGCUGACCACAAGGAUGGCAUUGCUCACGAGCAUCGGAGAGAGAGUGUGCUCUUCGCGGAUGAGAGCAAACGCAAGGCCAGUGUUGCUCAACUGACGUCCAACACCAGCGGAGAAGUUCGCAAUCCUCUUGUUGGUAUUCCGCGCGAGCAGAUGCUCCAAGAUGUCGAGAACUUCGCCAAUGAGAACUCCCUGACCGACAUUCUGCCGCUCUUGAAAAAAGGUGCCCUGGUUGCGCAGAGUCCCCAUGCUAUCGAGCAUAUUCCCGAACUGGACGAGACCGAACGUGAAUUCCUCCGUGAAGAGGUCACCCACCGCUGGAGACACCCCAAGACCCUCUAUUUCACCAUCAUCCUCAACUCGAUCGCUGCAGCUAUCCAGGGCUGGGAUCAAACAGGUUCCAACGGCGCCAACUUGACUUUCCCCAUCGCCUUUGGUAUUCCUGACUCUGGUCCUGAGUGUACAGCCAAAGGCACCUGCGAAGACAACUCAUGGCUCAUUGGUUUCAUCAACUCAUGCCCUUACAUCGCGAUCGCCUUCUUUGCCGGAUGGAUAUCCGAUCCUCUGAAUGAUGUCCUUGGUCGUCGCGGAACUAUUUUUGUUGGUGCCAUCUUCUCCCUGCUCGCGCCUAUCGGUUCGGCCUGUACUCAACACUGGGGCCAAUUGGUCGCAACCCGUAUCCUGCUGGGUAUUGGUAUGGGCCUCAAGGAAGUGACUGUCCCUGUGUUUUCGGCCGAAAAUUCCCCAACGAACAUCCGUGGUGGUCUCGUCAUGUCCUGGCAGGUUUGGACGGCGUUUGGUAUUUUUCUGGGUACUUGCGCCAACCUGGCGGUCAAGGACGUGGGUGACAUAGCGUGGCGCCUGCAACUUGGGUCCGCUUUCAUUCCAGCUGUGCCCUUGGUUCUCGGUAUCUGGUUCUGCCCCGAGUCUCCGCGUUGGUUGAUGAAGAAAGGCCGCCACGCCAAAGCGUACCAAGCUCUCCUCAGACUCCGACGGACCCCUCUGCAAGCUGCGCGUGAUCUUUACUACAUUCACGCACAACUUGUUCAGGAAGACAUUCUCGUUGAGGAGUCUGCCGUCGCCACCCACGGCAACAUUAUCACUCGAUUCAUCGAACUGUUCACCAUUCCGCGUAUUCGACGCGCAACUCAGGCUUCGGGUAUCGUCAUGAUUGCCCAGCAGAUGUGCGGAAUCAACAUCAUCGCUUUCUACUCGUCCACCGUCUUCUCCAAUGCAGGAGCCAGCGUGACAGGCUCCCUGCUCGCAUCUUGGGGCUUUGGCCUGGUCAAUUUCCUCUUCGCCUGGCCGGCUGUCUGGACGAUAGAUACCUUUGGCCGCAGAGCUCUUUUACUCUUCACGUUCCCCAACAUGUGCUGGACCCUGUUGGCAGCUGGCUUUUGCUUCUGGAUUCCAGAAAGCAGCUCUGCGCAUCUCGGUCUCAUCGCGCUAUUCAUCUUCUUGUUCGACGCGUUCUACUCGCCCGGAGAAGGACCUGUACCCUUCACCUACUCGGCCGAGGUCUUCCCUCUAUCACAUCGUGAAGUUGGCAUGUCCUGGGCCGUGGCCACCAACAAUUUCUGGGCGUCAGUCUUGUCUCUGACUUUCCCGCGUAUGCUCCAGGCCAUGAGGCCACAGGGUGCGUUUGGAUUCUAUGCCGCCCUCAACAUUGUCGCAUUCGUCAUGAUUUUCUUGUGGCUUCCAGAGACCAAACAGCGGACUCUCGAAGAACUGGAUUAUGUCUUUGCCGUGCCGACCCGCACCCACAUGCAUUAUCAGCUCAACCAGGUUUUACCAUACUGGUUCAGGACCACAGUUCUUCGACGCAAAGGCCUUACUCCUCCACAGCUCUACAAGUUCGAUUCGGAUGACUAUGUUCCCUCAGAUCACGAAGAGAUUACUGAGAAGUCAGCCACUGCUUGA